Messenger RNA from Jaculus jaculus (lesser Egyptian jerboa), 5562 nucleotides. RefSeq names its product mitogen-activated protein kinase kinase kinase 5 (gene Map3k5). Gene Ontology annotation, molecular function: ATP binding; MAP kinase kinase kinase activity. The transcript has 30 exons. Lineage: Eukaryota; Metazoa; Chordata; Mammalia; Rodentia; Dipodidae. Gene Ontology annotation, biological process: protein phosphorylation; intrinsic apoptotic signaling pathway in response to oxidative stress; MAPK cascade. The record is from RefSeq and is a predicted model, not a curated record. Bases 46 to 4182 code for a protein of 1378 amino acids.
UCCGGGGACGCCUCGGCCGUCGUCGCUGCAACCCGGCCGGCAGAGAUGGGCACGGAAGCCGGCGAAGGCAUCACUUUCUCCGUGCCACCUCUCGCCACCUCGGGUUUCUGCGCUUUCCCCGAGGGUGGCGGCGGCGGAUGCCGGAGGGCAGCGCCGGGGACCGAGGGGGAAGCGAACCAGCUACCGCCGCCGCCGCCGCCACCACCGGGCAGCUUCUGGAACGUGGAGAGCGCCUCCACUGCUGGCACCACCGGGUGCCCUGCUGCCACCCCCGGGAGCAGCGCCCCCCGGGGCCGGGGUAACUCCGGCAGCUCGAGUGGACGACGGACCACGGUGGCAUAUGUGAUCAACGAGGCGAGCCAGGGGCAGCUGGUGGUGGCCGAGAGCGAGGCCCUGCAGAGCCUGCGGGAGGCGUGCGAGGCGGUGGGUGCCACCCUGGAGACCCUGCAUUUCGGGAAACUGGACUUCGGGGAGACCACGGUGCUGGACCGCUUCUACAAUGCAGAUAUCGCUGUGGUGGAGAUGAGCGAUGCCUUCCGGCAGCCGUCCUUGUUUUACCACCUUGGAGUGCGAGAAAGCUUCAGUAUGGCCAACAACAUCAUCCUCUACUGUGACACUAACUCUGACUCGCUGCAGUCCCUGAAGGAAAUCAUUUGCCAAAAGAAUACUAUGUGCACUGGCAACUACACCUUCAUCCCCUACAUGGUGACUCCGCAUAACAAAGUCUACUGCUGUGACAGCAGCUUCAUGAAGGGCUUGACGGAACUCAUGCAGCCCAACUUUGAGCUGUUGCUGGGGCCCAUCUGCCUACCUCUUGUGGACCGCUUCAUCCAGCUUUUGAAGAUGGCACAAGCAAACUCCAGCCAGUAUUUUCGGGAAUCUAUCCUCAAUGAUAUCAGGAAAGCUCGGAAUUUAUACACUGGUAAGGAACUAGCAGCUGAAUUGGCAAGAAUUCGCCAGCGAGUGGAUAAUAUUGAACUCUUGACAGCAGACAUCGUCAUCAAUCUGUUACUUUCCUACAGAGAUAUACAGGACUAUGAUUCCAUUGUGAACCUGGUAGAGACUUUAGAAAAACUGCCAACCUUUGAUUUGGCCUCGCAUCACCAUGUGAAGUUUCAUUAUGCAUUUGCACUGAAUCGGAGAAAUCUCCCUGGAGACAGAGCCAAGGCUCUGGAUAUUAUGAUUCCCAUGGUGCAAAGCGAAGGGCAGGUCGCUUCAGAUAUGUACUGCCUCGUGGGCCGAAUCUACAAGGACAUGUUUUUGGACUCGAAUUUCACCGACAUUGAAAGUAGAGACCAUGGAGCUUCUUGGUUCAAAAAGGCAUUUGAGUCUGAGCCAACACUACAGUCCGGAAUUAACUAUGCCGUCCUCCUCCUGGCAGCCGGGCACCAGUUUGAAUCUUCCUUUGAGCUUCGGAAAGUUGGAGUGAAGCUAAGCAGCCUGCUUGGUAAAAAAGGAAACUUGGAAAAACUCCAAAGCUACUGGGAAGUUGGAUUUUUUCUGGGAGCCAGUGUCCUGGCCAAUGACCACCUGAGGGUCAUUCAAGCCUCGGAGAAGCUUUUCAAACUGAAGACACCAGCAUGGUACCUCAAGUCUAUUGUGGAGACAAUUUUGAUAUAUAAGCACUUUGUGAAAGUGACCAUGGAACAGCCCAUGGCUAAGCAGGAACUUGUGGACUUUUGGAUGGAUUUCCUGGUUGAAGCCACAAAAGCAGAUGUUACUGUAGUGAGGUUUCCAGUGUUAAUAUUAGAACCAACCAAAAUCUAUCAGCCUUCUUACUUGUCCAUCAACAAUGAAGUGGAGGAAAAGACAAUAUCUAUUUGGCAUGUGCUUCCUGAUGACAAGAAAGGUAUACAUGAGUGGAAUUUCAGUGCUUCCUCUGUCAGAGGAGUGAGUAUUUCUAAAUUUGAGGAACGGUGCUGUUUUCUGUAUGUUCUCCACAAUUCUGAUGAUUUCCAAAUUUAUUUCUGUACAGAACUUCACUGUAAAAGGUUUUUUGAAAUGGUGAACACCAUUACUGAAGAGAAGGGGAGAGGCACGGAGGAAGGGGACUGUGAGAGCGACUCUCUGGAGUAUGACUAUGAAUAUGAUGAAAAUGGUGACAGAGUUGUAUUAGGAAAAGGUACUUACGGGAUAGUCUACGCUGGUCGAGACCUGAGCAACCAGGUCAGGAUUGCUAUUAAGGAAAUCCCAGAGCGAGAUAGCAGAUACUCUCAGCCCCUGCACGAAGAAAUAGCCUUGCACAAGCAUCUGAAGCACAAAAAUAUUGUCCAGUAUCUGGGCUCAUUCAGCGAGAAUGGCUUCAUUAAAAUCUUCAUGGAGCAGGUCCCCGGAGGAAGUCUUUCUGCUCUCCUGCGUUCCAAAUGGGGCCCACUGAAAGACAAUGAGCAAACAAUUGGCUUUUAUACAAAGCAAAUAUUGGAAGGAUUAAAAUACCUCCAUGACAAUCAGAUUGUUCACCGGGAUAUAAAGGGUGACAAUGUAUUGAUUAACACCUAUAGUGGGGUCCUCAAGAUCUCUGACUUCGGCACAUCAAAGAGGCUGGCGGGCAUAAACCCAUGUACCGAAACUUUUACUGGUACCCUUCAGUACAUGGCACCAGAAAUAAUCGAUAAAGGACCCCGAGGCUACGGAAAAGCAGCAGACAUUUGGUCUUUGGGCUGUACAAUCAUCGAAAUGGCCACGGGAAAGCCACCCUUUUACGAACUAGGGGAGCCACAGGCAGCCAUGUUCAAGGUGGGGAUGUUUAAAGUCCACCCUGAGGUCCCAGAGUCCAUGUCUGCAGAGGCCAAGGCAUUCAUACUGAAGUGCUUUGAACCAGACCCUGACAAGAGAGCCGGUGCCAAUGACCUGCUUAUUGAUGAAUUCUUAAAAGUCUCCAGCAAAAAGAAAAAGACGCAACCCAAGCUUUCAGCUCUCUCGACGGGAUCAAAUGAGUAUCUUCGGAGCAUCUCCCUGCCCGUCCCGGUGCUCGUGGAAGACACGAGCAGCAGCAGCGAGCACGGCUCCGUCUCACCCGACGCAGAGCUGAAGGUGGACCCCUUCUCCUUCAAAACCAGAGCCAAGUCCUGCGGAGAAAAGGAUGUGAAAGGAAUGCGGACACUGUUUUUGGGCAUUCCAGAUGAAAACUUUGAGGAUCACAGUGCCCCCCCUUCCCCUGAGGAAAAAGACUCGGGAUUCUUUAUGCUAAGGAAGGACAGCGAGAGAAGAGCUACUCUUCACCGGAUCCUGACAGAAGACCAAGACAAGAUUGUGAGGAACUUAAUGGAAUCCCUAGCUCAGGGGGCUGAGGAACCUAAAUUAAAGUGGGAACACAUCACAACCCUCAUCGUGAGCCUCAGAGAGUUUGUGAGGUCCACUGACCGGAAGAUCAUAGCCACCACGCUGUCCAAGCUGAAGCUGGAGCUGGACUUCGACAGCCAUGGCAUCAGCCAGGUGCAGGCGGUCCUGUUUGGCUUCCAAGAUGCGGUCAAUAAAGUUCUUCGGAAUCAUAACAUCAAACCCCACUGGAUGUUUGCCCUGGACAGCAUCAUCCGAAAGGCCGUGCAGACAGCUAUCACCAUUCUGGUGCCAGAACUGAGGCCACAUUUUAGCCUGGCAUCCGAGAGUGACACAGCUGAUCCAGAAGACUUGGAUGUGGAAGAGGACCACGAGGAGCCACCUUCCAAUCCAACUGUCCAAAGACCUCAAGCCGUCAUUGAGGACGCUGUGGCUACCUCAGGGGUGAGCACGCUUAGCUCCACUGUAUCCCAUGAUUCCCAGAAUGCUCACCGCUCGCUCAAUGUGCAGCUUGGCAGGAUGAAAAUAGAAACCAACAGAUUGCUUGAAGAAUUGGUUCAGAAAGAGAAAGAAUUACAAGCACUCCUUCAUCAAGCUAUUGAAGAAAAAGAUCAAGAGAUUAAACACCUGAAGCUUAAGUCCAAACCAAUAGAUAUUCCUGGGCUGCCUGCAUGCCACUUGAAUUCUCCAGGCCCAACCACCGAGGACUCUGAACUGACUGACUGGCUGAGAGGAAAUGGAGCUGAUGAAGACACUAUAAUUCGGUUUCUGGCUGAGGAUUAUACACUAGUGGACAUUCUCUACUAUGUUACACGUGAUGAUUUAAAAUGCCUCAGACUAAGGGGUGGGAUGCUGUGCACACUGUGGAAGGCCAUCAUUGAUUUUCGAGACAAGCACACUUGACUUUGCUCGAGUUCAUCUUCAGAGGAUAUUCUGAACAUUAACACAGACCUGAUCUUCUCGGGGGAGGGCAUGUGGAAUGGAGAGGAGAAAUAAAGCUGCACUUUAAAUCCAGUAUUUGUUUACUUACGUUAAGAACGAAAUAGACAAAACACACUGAAAUUUCCUAACUGCUUCUGUUUCUACAGUUCUUCAAGACGCUUCACGAAGACGUUCAAAAUAAUCCCAGUGUUCUGAUGUUGACGAUUAUGUUAGUGUAAACAUUUUUAUGGAGAUAUUUUUAACUCAGCAGCCAUCUCACUUCAGCCAAAUGUUUAUCUCACACGAAACAGCUAGAAUAGUUCAUGUGAUUGUAUACCACUGGAACAAAACCAAAAUGUGACCACAACUUCUUAGGAUUAUGUGUGUUUGUCAUGUACCCUGAGCAUCUGAGUAGAAAUGCAUAAUUUCAAUCACUGUAUAAAGAUUGUGUUGUUUUUUUAAAGUGUGCAGAAUCUAAGAACAAUGGUUUGUACUAUCUGUAUUAAUUGUAAUAUUGGCUUGUGUUUUGUAACUUAAGUUUCUGGUUUGUGAUGUGUUUGUUUUGAGGUGUGUAUGUACUACUGAACUGCACCAGUUGCACAUGCCUGGAUCAUAGUAAUGUUAGCUUGUUCUAAAGCUAUCCAUUGUGUCAUAUUUGCUCUACAAAGUAAAGAGACUCCAACAUACAAUUUUUAUGAAGUCCAAAGAAUUCUUACUCUGUGAUGAUGAGCUAAAUGACUACGUUAAAUUUCUAGUUGUUUCUUGAACUAUGGCAUUAAGUAGAAUUUGUCUUCUCUUCCAGUAAUGAAAGGAUAGCUGAUAUCAAAUAGUUCUUUGGGGGCAACAGAGGGAUAUAAAAGAGAGAAAAAUGAGAAUAAAGAAAAUUCAGUAUAUUUUUCUCAAAGCCCCAAGAUAUCUGAAUAAGAAUAUUACUAUUGGACAUAAAUAACCCAAUGGGAAUGUGACCAAUUUGUUAUAUGUUUAUAUAUUAAAGUUCUAAGUAAUAAAAAAGAUUACUAUUAUGUAUCACAACAGGUCUGAAGAAAGCAUCUUAACGGAGAAUACUGUCUAUCUAUCUUCCCACUGCCAUUCUCAUAUUUGGGGGAAAUGCUUUUGAGAUAAAUAUUAUAUUCUAUAAGCCUACCCAUGUUAAUAGGACAGAUUCUGAAGCUCUAGAUGGAUUGGUAAAAUAAACAAAUUGCUUACAUACACAGGAAACUGCUUACUACACAGGAGAGAAAUAAUGUAUAACUGUCCAUGUAUUGUGACUUGACCCAUAUGUAAGUCUUUGAUAAAACAGGAAUCUUUAUUUCUAUGUGAAAAUAAAGGUUUGAUGCAUUUUUCACACUGCAUUACAGUAUA